Molecule: messenger RNA, 3504 nt
Organism: Prionailurus viverrinus (fishing cat)
Lineage: Eukaryota; Metazoa; Chordata; Mammalia; Carnivora; Felidae
Product: zinc finger protein 548-like
Exons: 6
Coding region: 925-2613 (562 amino acids)
Biological process (GO): negative regulation of transcription by RNA polymerase II
Molecular function (GO): DNA-binding transcription repressor activity, RNA polymerase II-specific
Source: RefSeq, a predicted model, not a curated record
GAUGUGUGUAAGAGACAUAGGUUAGGAUAGGGGAGAGCAGGACGGGGAGGCUGCUGAGGAACCACCCCGGGCAGUCAUGGUGGAGGUUGGGCCAGGGCGGUGGCCGUGGAGGGAGAUGCGAGGAGAUUCUGCAGUCGGGCAACAGAGCCGACGGGGUUUCCUGCUGCGUCGCCUUUGGCUGUGAGCACAAGUGGGGAGUGAAGGACCAGGUCAGAGCUUCCUUGCCUGAUCAUCUGAGAGAACGGAGGUGGGGAAGCGAGCCCAGCGGGCAGGUUUCGGGGAGAUCAUGAGUUCGGUUUGGACAUGUUGAUGCUGAGAUAUCUGAGGGUGGAGACAUGAUGUGGGUCUGUAGAUGUGAGGGUCUGGAGGACAGGGAAGGGAGCUGGGCUGGAGCUGUCCAAGGUGUGGAGGGUGUGCACUGCUCCAGAGCCUGGCCUGAGGACCCGACCAAGGAGGGAGUCUUAAGAUGAUUUCAGAUGAUGAGGGAGUUGAGGGCUGAGAGUUGGCGGGUAGGGCAUGGGAAGCAGGCGUUGACAUCCCUGAUGCUUCCUCCGGAAAAGAGAUUUGCUGUAGGAGAGAUCCUUCUGCAUCUCUAGGAAGGGAGGCCUUGGUGGGGUGAGGAACUGCCCUUCGGUGGGGCAGUGUGUGUACUGGUGUAGACUCUACACCUGUGGGCUCAGCCGACCCUCAGGACCACUCUCUGUGGAGCAAGGGAAAUGUCCUCCAGGCUGAUGGAGUGGCGGGGUCCCACACAGGACAUGCUUGUCAGCCCUACCCCUCAGGGCCAGUGGGAUGAGCCGCUGUCCGGUCCAGGGCCUCCAACAAGCCCCCUUCUGAGGAUUAAGUAGCAGCAGUUCUUGUCGCUGUGUGGACCAGCGGCUUGUCUGCGUACCCAACCUUUCCCUACAACUGGCCAACGGUCCCAUGGCGGUGGCAGAAAUGCUUAUGGACCCCGUGCAGAGCCGCGUGGUCUUUGAGGACGUGGCCAUACACUUCUCCCAGGAAGAGUGGGGCCUCCUUGAUGGAGCUCAGAGACUCCUGUACCGUGCUGUGAUGAUGGAGAACUUGGCGCUUCUGUCCUCCCUAGGUUGUUGGCAUGGAGCACAGGACGAGGAGGCAUCACAGGUCAGGACUCCAAAGCCAGACUCUUCCGUCCAGGAGGCCCAGUGUGAGAAAGACAUGUUGCCCUUGGCUGAGCAGGAUGGAAUGUACUCUGAUCGGGAACUAUAUAUUUGUGGGGCAAGCCGAAAGGAAUGGAUUGAAGACCAGUUUUCUAGAAGGGAGGAGGGGAGGCCUUCCUCUGCAACGAACGACAGUGUUCACGUGGCAGAGAGUAGCUGCACGUGCUGCAAAGACGGGAAGGACUUUCCGGCCGGCACAGGCCUGCCCCAGCACCUGACCCCUCGCAGUGCAUUGAAACCACACAGGGGCCCCGCGUGCGGGGAGGCCUUUGGAAGCGGACAGAGUGAUUACAAGUGCAUUCAGUGCGGGAAGGCCUUCAGGCAAAAACAGGUACUUGGUGAGCACCAGAAAAUCCACACUGGCGUUAGACCUUACGAGUGCAGCAAAUGUGGGAUGGCCUUCGUUAGAAAGUUCCACCUUGUUCAGCACCAGAAAAUCCACACUGGAGAAAGGCCUUUUAAGUGCAGUGAAUGUGGGAAAUUCUUUCGGUACAACUCCACACUCGUUAGUCACCAGAGAGUUCACACUGGAUUAAGCCCUUAUGAAUGUAGCAAAUGUGGGGAAUUCUUUAAGUACAAUGCCAACUUCAUGAAACAUCAGAAACUUCACAAUGGAGAAAGGCCUUAUGAAUGUAGAGAAUGUGGAAAAUUCUUUAGGUACAACUAUAGACUCAUACGACACGAGAGGGUUCAUACUGGAGAAAGGCCUUAUGAAUGCAGCAAAUGUGGGAAAUUUUUCAGGUACAGCUCCACGUUCAUUAGACAUCAGAGAGUUCACACUGCAGAGAAGCCUUAUGAGUGCAACGAAUGUGGCAAGUUCUUUAGGUACAAUUCCACACUCAUUAAACAUCAGAGGGUUCACACUGGAGAAAGGCCUUAUGAGUGCAGGGAAUGUGGGAAAUUCUUUAGGUACACCUCUACGCUCAUUAGACAUCAAAGAGUUCACACUGGAGAGAGGCCUUAUGAGUGCAGCUUGUGUGGGGAAUUCUUUAGGUACAAGUCCAAACUCAUGAAACAUUGGCAAAAUCACACUGGAGAAAGGCCUUAUGAGUGCAGCGAAUGUGGGAAAUCCUUUAGGUACCACUGCAGACUCAUUAGACAUAAGAGAGUUCACACUGGUGAAAGGCCUUAUGAGUGCAGCGUGUGUGGGAAGUUCUUUCGGUACAACUCCAACCUUAUUAAACACUGGAGAAAUCACACUGGAGAGAGGCCUUAUGAGUGCAGUGAAUGCGGGAAAGCCUUUAGCCACAAGCAUAUACUUGUUGAGCAUCAGAAAAUCCACACUGGAGAAAGGCCGUAUGAGUGUGGCAAAUGUCAGAAGGCCUUCAUUAGAAAGUCCCACCUCAUUCAUCACCAGAAAAUCCACAAUGAAGACAGAUCUAUGAGCACCAUAAAUGUGGAGAAGGUUUUAGAUACAACUCCCACCCAUUAGUGGAGAAUUACACUCGUAAAGCAACUUGUAAAUGUGGAGAAUAUGGUGAAUCUUUUAGGUACCAUUUUAAGCUCAUUACCCUGGAGAAGCACCUUAGAAGUACAGUAAAACCUUGGUUUGAGAGUAUAAUUCCUUCCAGAAACAUGCUUGCAAUCCGGAGCACCCAUAUAUCAAAGCAAAUUUCAAGAACCACUGGCCCAGUUGUGAUCAUGGAAUGUUCAGCGUCACUUACUACUUGUAUUGCAAGACAUAGCUCGUUUAUCAAGUUAAAAUUCAUGAGAAAUAUUUGCUAGUCUUGAGCAAUAGUUGCAGAACAAGUUACUCACAAUCCAAGGUUUUGCUGGGUAGUGAACGUGGGAAAUUGUUUUGGUGCAGUUCGCCAUUCAUUAGACAUCAAGAGGUCACUGGAGGAAGACCUUGGAGUGUAGUCAGUGUGGUCUUUAGGUGCAACUCCAGCCCCAUUCCACUUCAGAGAAUUCACGAUGGAAGAACACCUUAUCUGUGCAACAAAUACGGGCGUUUGUUCAUCUAAAAGUCCAACCUCUUUUGGCCCCAAAAAGUUCACACCAGAGAACAUUGCAAAGGGGGAAAGACUUCAGCCAAAUACCGGCUCUCAUUUAUCCCUGGGAACCACUGUAAUAUAGUUCUUUAUUUUACAUGUGUGUUGUGCACACCUAGCACAGCUUACCCUGUCUCUGUGCACUUAGUAGUGUUAAAAAUUUUACACAUUUGUGCAACCUAUUUCCAGAAUUCCUUUCAUCUGGCAAAAUUGAAACUAGACCCACGAGACAAGCUUCUGCCCGCCACCCACCACACCUGGCAGCUAUGUUUUUAUACUGUGUCUCUAUGGAUUUGACUGCUCUGGAGACCUCAUGUAAGUGGAAUCAUACG